GGGGUGAUGUCUCCGUGGCAUGGAGGGGCUGUUAAAGCUGCUCAAUGCUGGUUGCCCCAUCAUCACCACCUGUUGGCUUUUUCCUCUCUUAGCAGCUGCAGUUACAAACCCAGAGAAGCUCAAAGAAACUGCCCUGAGCUCAGCCACCACUGCUGUGAGGUGGGCAAAGCCGCCUGAGAGCCCAAGCAUCCGAGGAUGGGAAGGAGCAAAGGGCUCCUUAAGCCCAGGAGUGCAUGGCAGGAUGUCCCCAGCGGCCGCUGCCCGCUCCUUAUCUCUGUGCUGGCAGAGACCUCCCCCAGCAGCUGACCCCCCCUCGUCCCCUUCCUGCAGAGGGCCCUGAGAUGGCUGCAGUGAUGAGCCCUGUGAAAUCUCUCCGCAGCAGAGCGGACGCUUCUCAGAACCAAUCACAGAACCAAAGGGACCCCUGGAGCUCCCCUGCCCACCCCUCAAAGCACUCCUCAAAGCUGCAUGGAGUGCAGCUCCCUAAGCUCUGGCAGAUGGAAGCCCCAGGGAGCAAAAAGCAGCGCAGCGAAGUGGGACAGCCUGGCAGGAGGGGAAAAUGAACGGCUGGGAAGAGCAGUGAGGAAGGAGAGCCGCUCACAGCGCAGGGCUGGGUGGCGCAGCUCUGAGGCUGCAGCUCCACAGGCAAACUGCAGGCUCAGCUGCAGGAGGAAACCACCCACAAACAGGACUGGGAGAACACAGGUGUGCUGUGCGCGGGGUCCGUGCCCUCUGCACAGAGAUUUGCUGACCCGAGGCGCUGCUGCGCUGCUGUUCCGUUGAUUGCAGCCCCUGAGCACGCGAGCAGCAGAGAUGCAGAUAGCCAGGCAGGAUGCACGGCCCCAGUUAAAGCAAUCAGCCCAUCGCACAUGGCUUCCUGGCUGUAGGGUAGAGAUGCUCCAAACUAUAAAAACAGCCCUUGGUCAGCAGGAGGGUGGUUCAGAGCUCUGAGCACCCAAUGAGGAGAGGAGAUGUGUCGUCCCCGUUGCUCGCUGUGGCUGGCCCUGCCGCUGCUGCUCUCCUGCCCGCGGGCUGACAGCAGUGCUCUGCGGGGUCAGAUCAUUGGGGAACACGAGGCCGAGCCCCACUCCCACCCCUACAUGGGGUACCUGAAGGUGGGGCGUUCUGCCUGCGGGGGGUUCCUGGUGGCCUCCGACUGGGUGAUGACGGCCGCGCACUGCUUGUCGGGGAACAUCACCGUCGUCCUGGGGGCUCACGAGAUCUUCCAGCCAGAGCAGAGCGAGGUCCGAGGGGUCCUCAGAUACCACCCACACCCCGCGUGACCCGACACCCUGACCAACGACAUCAUGCUGCUCAAGCUGACAGCAAAGGCCAAGCUCAACAAAUACGUCCGCACGAUUGCGCUGCCCAAAACCAGCAGCUACCUCCCGACGGGCACCUCGUGCACCAUAGCAGGAUGGGGCCUGAUUGAUGAGGACCAGAUAACAGGCAAGCUCUUUGAAACCAAAGUCUCCAUCUACAGCCGCAGGAAAUGCGUUCUGUUCUACCCACACCUCGACGACGGCAUGCUGUGUGCUGGCAGCUUCCACGAGCUGAAGGACUCCAGCCAGGGUGAUUCCGGAGGGCCGCUGGUGUGCAAUAAAGUCGCACAGGGUGUUGUUUCCUUCGGCUACGACAGCCCGCCCGGUGUCUACGCUCGCAUUGCCAACUACCUACGCUGGAUCAAGAAAAUCAUGACGAAGUAACGGUGCAGUGUCAGCCCUGGAGACCUGCCGGGUUCCUUCCUGCCCCCACCGGCGGCUCCAUUCCCCCCUCUGCCCUGGGAACCCAAGUGUCCCAAUGGAUGCCCAUAGGCUCCCUCCCUUUGCUCCGAGGCUGAUGGCUGUCCCGCUGCCGGCCCAUUUCAGUGCCACGUUGUCACCAGCAGAAUUCUCAUAGGGCACAGGAAUGCAGUGGCUCUACUGCACAGCCCCUUUCCCUUGGACGCCCCUGCUCUGCUCGAUCCUGAAACACCCCCAGUAAAUUCUGAGCUGUGUUCCCCAGCA
Messenger RNA from Tympanuchus pallidicinctus (lesser prairie-chicken), 2006 nucleotides. Its product is annotated as mast cell protease 1A-like. The record is from RefSeq and is a predicted model, not a curated record. Gene Ontology annotation, molecular function: serine-type endopeptidase activity. Gene Ontology annotation, biological process: proteolysis. NCBI's taxonomy places the organism in Eukaryota, Metazoa, Chordata, Aves, Galliformes, Phasianidae.